Helicoverpa zea (corn earworm) is the source of this 2754-nucleotide messenger RNA. RefSeq lists its product as uncharacterized. The transcript is spliced from 5 exons. The record is from RefSeq and is a predicted model, not a curated record. The coding region runs from base 1 to 2754 and encodes 917 amino acids. NCBI's taxonomy places the organism in Eukaryota, Metazoa, Arthropoda, Insecta, Lepidoptera, Noctuidae. Gene Ontology annotation, molecular function: zinc ion binding.
AUGCAUUUGCACUUAGGUGGCGAUGAGCUGCUAAGGAAAUUCUGGGAAAUGGAAAAUGAGCCCAACUUAAUUCAUAAAAGGAUGACGGAUGUGGAACAAAGAUGUGAAGAAUAUUAUAACAAGACAACAACAAGAGAUGAGGAGGGGAGUUUUAUAGUCAAACUGCCUUUUGAUAAAGAAGAUCCAGAGUGUCAAUAUGGAAAUUCAGUAGUAAUAGCCAAAAGAAGAUAUGAAUUUUUAGAGAAGAAGCUACAAAAGGAUCCCAAAUUAAAGGAAGAGUACAACAAGGUUCUACAAGAAUAUAUUACAAUGAAUCACAUGACACAAAUAAAAGAAGAGGUAGAUAAUCCCAAAGCAGUUUAUCUUCCACACCAUGCCGUAGUUAAAGAAGACAAGGACACCACAAAGGUACGAGUAGUUUUUGACGCUUCAUGUAAAGGACUGAACAACAUUUCACUUAAUGACAAUCUCAUGGUGGGUCCUAAGUUACAACAAGAUUUAAGACAUAUUGUAAUGCGCUGGAGAAGCCACAGGAUCUGCAUAGUAGCAGAUAUAGUCAAGAUGUUCCGAAUGGUGAAAGUCAGUUCAGAAGACACGGACUUCCAAAGGAUUUUAUGGAGACCUCAAUCAGAUCAGCCAUUACAACAUUUCAGAUUACUACGAGUAACCUUCGGUACUGCUUGUGCUCCAUAUUUGGCAGUAAAAACCCUUCAGAGGUUAGCUGAUGAAGAACAAGCAAGAUAUCCCACAGCAUCUAGUAUUACUAAAAAGGAUUAUUACAUGGACGAUCUUCUGACCGGCUGUGAGACGCUACAAGAGGCUAAACAUAUAUAUAAUGAAAUGAACAAGUUAAUGAGCAGUGGUGGCUUCGAACUACAGAAAUUCAGCAGCAAUAAUCAAGACUUGUUAACAUAUAUUGGUGAAGACAAUAACAGUAAUAAUGAUUCAUUAAAAUUAAAAUCAACUAAUGUCAUGAAGAUACUAGGAUUGAAAUGGCACAGGAAUUUAGAUUGUUUUCAGUAUUCAGUUGAUUUACCAGAAGUGAAGCAGCCUAUUACUAAACGGCAAGUAUUAUCAGAGGUGGCCAGGUUGUAUGACCCUUUGGGAUGGAUCGCUCCUGUGAUAAUUACAGCAAAAAUAUUUAUCCAAAAGGUAUGGAAGUCAAAGCUUGAUUGGGAUGACACACUGACACCAGAUUUAGUGAAUGAAUGGUUACAAUUUAGAACGAGUUUAAUACAUUUACAGCAGAUAAACAUACCACGAUGGUACUGUUUCAGUCCAGGUCAAAGAAUUGAGUUACAUGCAUUUGCAGAUGCUUCAAAGGUAGCAUAUGGUGCUGCUGUAUACAUUCGUAUUAUUAAAAAUGAUAACGAAAUUUGUGCGAGUUUAGUCUCAGCAAAGAGUAAGGUUGCUCCUAUUGAGAAAGAAAUAUCAAUUCCUAGAUUGGAACUAUGCGGAGCAGUUCUAGCAGCAAAGUUACUAUUUGAAGUUGCACAAAUAAUGAACAUUCCAAAGGAGAACUUAUAUGCCUGGUCUGACUCGACAAUAGUCUUAGCAUGGCUGAGAGGAGGCUCUAGUCGUUGGACUACUUUUGUAAGUAAUCGUGUUUCAGAAAUUCUAAACAUUUUAGAUUCAACGCAAUGGAGGCAUGUUACUACUGAUUUUAAUCCAGCUGACUGUGUAUCAAGAGGCCUAGCUGCACAAGAUUUAUCAGAACAUUUGUUAUGGUGGUCAGGACCUUCUUGGCUUUCACAAUCAAGCAUAGAGUUUGACAAUUUUGACAUAAUAGAAGACACUCAUGAAGAAGAAAGACAUUCAGCCUUGACAGCCUUACCUGUAUUUAAUAAUGAAUUCAUCUGGACUAUGUUUUCCUCACUAUCAAAAACAUUAAAAGCUAUAUCUUAUUGGAGAAGAGUUUUACAGAAUUUGAGACUACCUAAGGAAAAGAGGAAAUUAUAUACAAAUGUUGUUACACCAUCAGAAUUAAAGGAGAGUUUAAUUGUAUGCAUCAAACAAAUUCAAGAAGAGAAUUUUAGUGAAGAUAUAAAGCAAUUAAAGCUAAAGAAAUUUGUGGCUAAGAGGAGUAAACUACGUACACUUUGUCCCAUUCUUGAUGAAAAUGGGAUUCUAAGAGUCGGUGGUCGAAUUGACAAGUCACAAGUAAGACAGCUUCGUGAGAUGUUCGAUCGUGCUAAGUCAUCUUUGCCUCGCGAGGUAGAAUAUUUAUUGAGCUUGGAACAUACAACAUGGCAUUUCAUACCUCCACAUGCACCUAAUUUUGGAGGUCUGUGGGAGGCUGGAAUCAAUGGUGCUCGUGUCGUCACUGAUGUAAAAUGUGACUGUGUCUAUAAUCAGAGCGGCAAGUGCAAGCAUGUUAGUGCUUUAAUAUCCAGCCUGUCAAAGACCAGUAAUGAACAACAGUGGGGCAAACCUAGUAAAACAAAUACUGAUAUUAUGUUUUCGCCGGACGCUUUGAGAGCACUGAAUGAAGGAGAUCUUUCUGAUUUGGAGUUGUCAUCUGAUGAUGAUGAACAGUUAGGAUUUACGUCUGAAAGGGAGUCGCAGUGUGUUCGAGUUGGUGCAGAUGUCAUAAACCACAACCAAAGAGAGGUAUUCCCACCUGACUCAGACGACGAUGAAGGACCUAGCUCAUCCUGGAUCGGAAUGAAUGAUCAGGAUCCAGAAUUUCCUGACACCUGCAACGAAUUAGUUUCCGAAGUAUGUGCCAAAACAGUUAUUUGUAACUAUGGCUGA